Messenger RNA from Scylla paramamosain (green mud crab), 4529 nucleotides. Its product is annotated as galectin-4-like. The transcript has 8 exons. Gene Ontology annotation, molecular function: galactoside binding; carbohydrate binding. The coding region runs from base 135 to 1214 and encodes 359 amino acids. The record is from RefSeq and is a predicted model, not a curated record. NCBI's taxonomy places the organism in Eukaryota, Metazoa, Arthropoda, Malacostraca, Decapoda, Portunidae.
GUGUGUUAAGAGUUGAGUGAGAGCUGUGCAGUGAGUGGUAGGCAUGAGUCAUCCCUGCUGUAGCUUCUUUCCGUGAGACCUAGGCAAACACGCACGCAGUUAUAUAGAUCAGGACAACAGCUGAUUGAACUGAAAUGGGGCCGCCAGUAUAUAAUCCAGGCCAGCCGAGCAUGACCCCAAUCCCUGGAGGGUUUGCUCCCGGCAAGAUUCUCCACGUCACAGGCACCUUCACUCCCACUGCCAACAGCUUCAUUAUGAAACUUCAAUCAGGACAAGUUGGGGACCCAACUGAUGAGAUUGGCUUGUGUAUCUAUGGGCGGGUGGCUGAGGGUGUGAUUGGCCGCAACGCCUUCACCCGGGCUGCUGGCUGGGGGCAGGAGGAGGCCACCAGCUCUCCCGCCUUCGCUCGUGGCCAGAACUUUGACAUCACGAUCCUGUGUGACCCGGCACAGUUCAAGAUUGCUCUCAACCAGAACCACUUUGCUGAGUUUAACCAUCGCACCAACCCUGCCAGCCUCAACUUCCUCAACAUCACCAGCACCAGCCAGGAUGUCACCGUUGCCUGCAUUUGGAUUGAGGACGGGCCAGGUGCACCUCAGACCCAAGCAGGCUUUGCCCCAUCCCCUAUCUCUGGCUUUGAACCCCCGCCGCCAUACUCUGGGGGUCCCGGAUUUGCCCCGGCAUAUCCCAGUGCCCAGUCAUACCAGCAGGUUCCCCCAAACUACCAGCAGCCGGUGCCACCACAGCCGUACAUGCCACCCGGAGCCCCAUCACCGCAGUAUGGUCAAGCGGCUCCCUAUGGCCACUCCAGCAGCGGUAUGGGAGGGAAAGGCCUGCUGGGGGUGGUGGCAGGAGCAGGAACAGCGGUGGCAGGGGCCUUGGGGGCAUCACACCUGCUGGGGAAAAAGUCCCACAAGUAUUCAGGCUACCCCAGCUCAGGGGGCUACCCUGGCAUGGGGGGCUAUCCUGGCAUGGGGGGCUACCAUGGUCAUCAUAAAGGGGGUGGAGGCAUGAUAAACAAGGUGAUGGGUCUGGCAGGGCCAACAGCUGGUGCUGCCAUGCUGGCCAAAGGCAAACCAAGCAAGGCCAUGAAGUACGGGGUGCCACUGGCUGCCAUGGGUGCCGGGGGUUAUGUGCUGCACAAGGGCAUGAGGCAUGGCUUCCAUGGUGGCCACAGCUCCAGCUCAGGGUCUGGCUCCAGUGAAGAGGAGUGAACAACCUUGUGUAAGUUGCUGCUGUCAAAGGGUAGCAUGCUGCCUCCAGCAGGCACUGCCCAGGUAAUGAUUUAGUUUUAAUAAUACCAAUGAUACCAAUAAUAAUAACUUUUAUACUAAUGUGUUCAUAAAUAAUAUAUAUUUUAAUCACAUGUAAUAUUUAUAACAUAUAGAUAUGCACAUAUAUAUAUAUAUAUAUAUAUAUAUAUAUAUAUAUAUAUAUAUAUAUAUAUAUAUAUAUAUAUAUAUAUAUAUAUAUAUAUAUAUAUAUAUAUAUAUAUAUAUAUUGUAUCCACAUGAGCUGCAAACCCUUUUUGUGUGAUGCACACUGGAAGGGUUGCUGGUGGUGGUGCAGGACUCCUGGUGCUGGUGUCUGGUGUGUGCUACUUAAUGGGUGAGGGUGAGGCAGUGCAUGUGUGUGUGUGUGUGUGUGUGUGGACACAGAACAAAUGCUUUAUAUGACCUAAGAAUAUCCAAAGCAGGCUCUUAUUUUGAAGUAGGAAACAAGUUCAGGAAGACUAGAAUAUUAUAUAUGAGUUUGAAGGAUGUAAUUUACUAUAAGCUGUAGAAACUAAAUAACCUAUCAUAAUCUCGUGCCUUGUUUAGUGUCAAUAUUGAGGUUAUUGUGGUGCUGUGUGCAAACUUGCUUGUGUGCUAAAGUCUUGCCUCAAACGUGGUGGAUCUUUUGACGGAUUCACUCUGUGAGUGUUAUUUUUCUAUUUUUGAUAACAGAAUAUAGGAAAUAUUUUGCUAGUCCACAGUACCCUUGAAAUGGGUGUAUAUAUCAAAGAGUUGAUUUUAUAAUACAUAAACAUAUAUUUAUUAGUAUUUAUGAAAAAAAAAAUUAUGGCACAUUCUGUUACAUGUAUUGAUAUAUUCAGUAUAGAUAUAGUGCAAUCUGCAUUUGAUACCUUGAUUUAGUUUUAUUAAUCUUGUAUUGGAUAGGCUCUUGCCUGCCUGAAGCCUGAGUUAUGUUUUCUUCAGCAAGAGAGGGAGAGAGAAAAAUAUUGGUUGUAACUUCACUUUGAGAUGUAAUUUUUAAAGUAUUUUUUAUUGUGCAAGACAUUCCAAUGUGUUAACAAAUUGAAAGUAUUCAUAAAAAGAAUAUAUACCUACAAUGUCCAUGUUAGAUCAAAGGUUUUAAUCUAGUGUUAUUUAAGUAAAGCUUUUGUUCAGAAGCUCAAAUGUGUUGUGCGGCAUCACUACUUGAUGAAACAGAAGCUCAAAUGUGUUGCUGCGUGGUGUCUCUACACAUUAGAGUAUAGUGCUAGUCAUCUUGUGUCUUCCUGAAUGGUGAUAACAUGAGCUUCCACACUCCCCAGUCAAACAGGCUUACCUUCUCAUGCCAGCCUGAACCUUCCUGCUUUCCCUCUGCAGACAGAUGGUAGGUCCUUAGCAUAGUUCUGCAUGAAAUUUAUUUCUCAGUUUCAAAUGUAAUACAAUAUUUGUGAAUGCAAUAACUUAUUUAUGUGAUACAGGAUGUGAUCAGUCAGCUCCAGGUAGUGCAUGGCUGGGUGAGGCAAACACACUUCAUGUUACUUGUUCUCUAAGUACAGUAUUAUGUACCACACACAGCCUGAUGGACACAGGCUGGAAGCAUUAUGCAACAGUGGUAAACUCUGGAACUCCUUGCCUGCUUCUGUAUUUCCUCCUUCCUAUGACUUGAACUCUUUCAAGAGGGAGAUUUCAAGACACUUAUCCUCCAAUUUUGGUUGAUCCUUUUGAUCUUUCUUUUAAGACUGGUAACUCAGUGGGCCCUGUUUUUGUUCUUUUUGUUGUCCUUGGCCAGUGGCUCUCUUACAUAAAAAAAAAAAAAGAGAGAGAGAGAGAGAGCAUGAGAUGGUCAGUUGUCAUUUAUGGCAUCUAUGGCAUGACAUAAUUCCUAGUUUGUGUGGACACCUGUGAGACUUGUUGUGGGUAGUGAUGAUGCAGGUAAUUCUGGUCUGAAGUGAUAGCCAUUGUGAAAGUCAAUGAAUUUGUGUCUGGAACAAUGAGUUAUCUGUGCUGUGGUUAUUGUUGUUCCAGUGUUUCCCAGCUAUCCUCUUGUGAGGCAGAAACCUAUCAUGGCCAGUCCCUUGAGAGUGGUUCUAUAGGCACCAGAUUUACAUAGAUCAAUAGAAAGUUGGCACAACAGUAUGGUGUAGCUUUACUAAACAAAAGAUUUUCAUUCACCAGCUCCCUUCCUUUAGCUGACUGUUUUGAAAUCUCAUACAUUGUGUUACUGUGUUGCAUCUUUUAUUAUCUUCAACCAUUAUUUCCAUAGCUGCUACUAUAGUAAUUUUGCCAACAGCACGCCACCCUUCCCUUCUUGUUGCAUGAGGCAAGACUUCCUACGUAUUGUUAUAUCCAUUCUGUCUACUUUAGUAAUGUAAGAUCAACCUGUAUCUUCAUUCUUUCAUACCUUUCACUGCUAAACUGUGGAACUCCAUACCUGUUUCUAUUUCCCUCCUUUCCUAUGAUUUGAACCAUUUUUGAAGAAUAUCUAGACACUUCCAGAAGUAAAUUGACCAACCAAUUUUAAACUCUUUGAAUUCAAUUUUUUUGAGGGAGUGGCAGUUGAGUUCUUUUCUUUCCUUUCUUUCUCUAGUUUGUGCUCUCAGCCAGCUUCCUUUACAUGAAAAAUAAGAAAGAAAGAAAAAAAAAAGUAGCCCAUCACUACCUGCUUUCCCAGCAUGCUAAGUUUUAUGUAGUUUGCUCAGUUCACACCUGGAUGGUAGACUUUGCAAGAUUAUUUCUCCACAAAACACUUAGUUUGUCAUCAUAUAUGUAUGUGUAUAAUAAAAUAUGUACUCUAUGCACUUUGUAUGUCAUGGAGUGUUGCAGAUAAAUGUUGUUUGUGACACUUCAUUUCUUUCUCAACUUUCUCCUGUGAAGUGACAAUCAUAGAAUAAGCUUCCACCAGUGACCUGUCAUACCCCUCUCCAUCCUUCACAUUCACUCAUACCUGUCACACUCACCUACAGGUGGCAAUGAAGAUUCAGACAGUCAUCCACAGUGUUCCAAAAAGUCAAAUACAAGCUGACCAUUUUAAGUGUCAUUCUUUUGUUUGGCAUGGUUUAGGUUUUCUUGAUUCUGGCAUGAUACUUAGCAUAUGAAAUCUUUUAGUAGUUGUUUAGUUAUAUCACAUUUUUAGAACUGUGGCUUGAAUUUAGAUUUGACUUUAUGGGCAAGAACUUAUACUAGAAUCUCAGGCAUGCCAAGUUCAGGGAGGCAGUAUGUGUUUUAAGCACAAACAUUCAGUAAAAGUUUUGUUGUAGCAUCACCUCCCAAGCAUGCUCAGACACAAGUACAGAUAAGAAUAAACCUGAAAACUUC